Messenger RNA from Puccinia graminis f. sp. tritici CRL 75-36-700-3, 1087 nucleotides. RefSeq lists its product as uncharacterized. Gene Ontology annotation, cellular component: ERMES complex. The transcript has a single exon. Bases 1 to 879 code for a protein of 292 amino acids. Gene Ontology annotation, biological process: phospholipid transport; mitochondrion organization. NCBI's taxonomy places the organism in Eukaryota, Fungi, Basidiomycota, Pucciniomycetes, Pucciniales, Pucciniaceae. The record is from RefSeq and is a predicted model, not a curated record.
AUGUCAAAAAUUGAUUCCGCCUCCGAAACCGUCACCCAAACCACUCGAUUCCUAUUAACCUCAUCCAACUAUACGAUAUGGGUUCUCCCCAUGUCCGCGAAGCUCGAAGACAUUGGUAUUCGCACUUAUGUAACCGGCGUACUCAAAACCAAUGAAAAGACCUCGGCUGAUGAGUUAGCUCAGAUCGAUAAACUCAACAUAAAAGCGUACUCGAUGAUCAUUCAAAACCUCGACUCGGAAAAUCUAGCCCUCGUCAGUACCACCUUGCCGCCUAGCGAUCACUUUGACGGCAAAGCUCUAUGGUCCUUGUUAAGAAGAAAGUAUGCUGGCUCCGAUCUUGCUGCUCGAUCAGUCGCUCUCGAUUUAUUUCUCGACCUUGAAUUCGAAGAUGUCUCCUCCUUCUGCAACUCAAUAAGAUUAGCCAAUCAAAAACUCUUACUCGCUGGCAUCAUGCUAGAUGAUCAAGUCAAAAUGAUGAUUAUGUUGCGAAAACUCCCUCGAGAAGACUUCCGAUCAUUCCGCGACAUUGUUGCGAUGGGAUUCUCAACCGAAUCGUUUGAAGCAAUCGUCAAACGUCUCGAAUCCUACUCUGUCACCAACAAGAUCAAGAAAGAAACAAAGAAAGAAUCAACGAUCGAUCGUCCAAUGACGUUACUUACUCGGGAUCAGUCCACCUCUCAGCCAAACGAACCGACUCCGUCCGUUUCGCCCGUUUGCGUUCACUGCAAGAAAACCGGUCAUCGACCAACUAACUGCUGGGUUAAGUACCCUGAAAAGUCUCCGAAGUCCCCUCACAGCUCUCACUACACCCACUACAUCCAUGCAUCUGGUGAACUCCGUCCCAUCGACGAGCAUUGUCCUCAAGAAGUCCGAUUCUGACGAACGAUCAAUCUUUGCCGUUCCCUCUCAGCGAUGAAAGAAACUUGUCCCCAGCAAGAGCGAUCAGUUGUUCUCUCGAUUCAGAAGGCAUGAGUAGCGGGGGGUGUUGGAAUUUCGACUCUUCCCUUCUUCAUCUCCUUCACUUCUCCAUUCUUUUAUAUCUCUUUCUUAAAUUAAAACCCUCAACUACUAAUAAUUCUAUAGUCUG